GUAGCAGCGCCCCACAGCGGUGAAGAGGCGGAACUGCAGCCUCUGACCCACAUGUGGCUGGGCGCCUUUAAAUCUAUCGCAAUUACGAGCGCAAGUGCUCAUGAAAGUGCCCGAAAAGUGUAUGUUUUUACACUAAGUAGCGUCCUACGUGCUAGUAUAUGAUCUGAAGUCCGUGGAGCGACGUGCGCGGAGUAAAUCAGGGCUCAGAGCUGCUGUGACCCGGAGCCAAAGAUGCAAGAGGGGCCAGGAAAGGAGGGCAGUUUGGAGGAUGAGGAGGAUCAGCGGUGCCCGAUCUGUCUGAACCGUCCCAGACGUACGGAUCGAGCCGUACCCGACUGUUGCAGACACGUCUACUGUUCAGCCUGCAUCCUCCGCUGGGCUCAGAUGGUUCAGUCCUGCCCGGUGGACCGCAGACCCUUCAGCGCGAUCUUCCUGCAGGGCUCGUCGCAGCAGUGCAUCAAGAUUCCCGUGAAGGCGCUCAGACUGCCAGAGCUGAACUCGUGCACCAGUCCGGACGGUCUACGGAUGCGUCGUGUCUGUGUGGCAGAGACAGGAACUCUGGAGAGAACGCAAGAUAAAAGAGCUAAUGCCAAACAGAAAUGCCACAGAAAAGGUGACUCGGAUGCAUCUGUGGAUGAACACAGAAAGGUGAGUGGAGACUCAUGCCACUCUCUUCUGCUCACUCAGCAUUUUCACUCAUCACUGCCAAGCCAACAGGGAGCGACGCUCGGCACGCUCACACAGAUCAUGGCAGGAUCUGUUGAGGUUUGUGAGGAGGGGCCAGAUGGCGUUCAGUGGAGGAGAUUAGAGAGAAAACGCAGAUGGCUUUCUGCCUCUGUACCUGUCCUCUCUACAGGUGUGCCCAGGGUGUUACUCCACUCACAUCUGCUUCUGUCAGCGGUCUCCUCCUCUCUGAAUCUGCUGCUUUCUGAACACACAGUUCCUCAUGGCAUAGUUUGUGCCGUCACCUGUCCCAAAGGUGAGGAGAGAAAGGGAACCAGGGGUUCUGGGUCAAAGACCUCUGUGAAGCCAGAAACUACUGCGACCAGACGUUCCUCUCGUCACAAUCGCGCUGAGGCGGAGGAUUCCUCAUCUGCGCAGUCGCAACCGACAGACUCGGACACAACCUCUUCUACACCACAAACCAUAAACGACACUCCUGCUUCUACGAGCAGAGGACAGCAGGGGAACAACCCGAGGUCUGGAGCGAAGAGGAAAGGACGUGGAAAAAAGAAGGUUGUAGAGAGACAUGAAGAUGAGGAGGUUGGGAAUCAUGAGGAAGAUGAAGUCAAUAAGGAAGCAGAAUCUGAGGAACCAAAAACAGACCAGAAAGCAAGUCCUGAUCAGAUUGAUAGCGACCAAGAACCACUGGAUACGGAGGAGAAGAUGGAGGUGGAGAAUGAGACGAGUGCUACAGAGGCCAAUAACCAGGAUGAUGAAACGGUAAAAGUAGAAGAAAUGGCAACUGAGAGUAUGGUUGAAGAUGAAGACGAUCAGAUACUUUCACGAGAUGAUAGCGAGAAAGAAGUGGAGACUGAUGAUUCAGACCAAGUUGAAUUGGAGAAUGUUCCACCAAUAGUGGAGGACGAUUGCCAAUCUCGUUCCUCUGCUGAACUGGGAGAGUCUCAAUCUGAUUCCCAGGACGUUCAAUCGCCUCUGCAAGAGGAACCAACAGCUGAACCAACUUCUGACCAGAUUGUGGAUGUGAAACCGGAGCUUGACACCGAGGAAGACCAAUCCGACAAACAGGAAUCGAGUUGCUCUCCACCUUUCCAAGAUAUUGUGGAUCUGAAUUCGGAGCCGGAUACCACAGAAGACAAUUCUGACAAGCAGGAAUCAAGUAGCUCUCCAGCUCUCCAAGAUAUUGUGGAUCUGAAUUCGGAGCCGGAUACCACAGAAGACAAUUCUGACAAACAGGAAUCAAUUGGCUUUCCAGCUCUCCAAGAGUUUGCGGAUCAGAAACCGGAGCCGGAUACCACAGAAGACAAUGCAGACAAGCAAGAAUCGAGUAGCUUUCCAACUCUCCAAGAGAUUGCGGAUCAGAAACCGGAGCCGGAUACCACAGUAGACAAUGCAGACAAGCAAGAAUCGAGUAGCUUUCCAACUCUCCAAGAGAUUGCGGAUCAAAAAACGGAGCCUGACACCACGGAAGACAAUGCAGACAAGCAGGAAUCCAGUACUUUCCAAGAGGAUCAGAGCGCUGGUCCGUCAGCACUUGGAGAGAUAGCUAUUCCAGAAACUAAGGAGACUAAUGCAAGGAGUCCUCAGGACAACACUGACCUCAUUCCCAUGGAGUGCGAUUCUCCUGCAUCCGAGAGUGAAGCUCAUGCUGCUGAAGCUGAAAUAAAUCCCACUGCGAACGCGGGUCAGACUGCCGAUCAAAAGCCCAAGAUUGACAGCUGUAAGGAAGCGAAAGGCUCGGACAAGAGGGACCGGGAUGGGCGAUCCCGCAGGUCUCGCUUUCACUCGCCUACGACCACUUGGUCGCCUACCAAGGAGUCUAAGAGUGAAGGGUCACGCAGGUCAAGGUCUCGAUCACGGGACCGUAGCCACAAGACCCGAUCCACAUCUCGGAGCCGCGAGCAGCAAGAGGAAGAGCGGGAAGGGCGGCGGAAUCGAAGCCGUAGCCGUAGUCGUAGCCGGGAGCGAAGUCACAGGCGACGUAGCCGUUCCCGGAACAGAAACCGAGCCGGACGCCGGAGCCCGUCCCAGGAACGCUCGGAUCACGGCGGACACUCUCCUCGCAAGAGGGAGUCUUGGGGAACGGAUGGAUGGCGGAGCACAGGUGGUGGACGAGGUUGCCGCAAUUCAAACUGGAGGAACAAUGCGGAAAAACCUGGGAAUUCGUCAACAAGAGAGCAUGUUUCAUCUGACAACGGCAACUUCAAUGAGGCGUCGCCUGAUCGGAGCAGAAGCGAGAACCCGGACUGGGUAAAAGACAGGGAGAAGCUCUACCCGGAUGCUGAUGCUCGAGGGCGUGAGCAACGAAAGGAUGAAAAUUUCGGAGAUCCACCUUCCGAUUCCUGGUGUCGGGGGGGCUGGAGCGCUGGACGCGGGAGAGGAGGUUCAAACUGGUCGGCCAGCCAGCAGAGCGAGCCAGCAGAUAAUUGGAGGCAACGCACUUCUUUCUCAGGGACCGCGAAUAACACGGAUUCUUAUAGCCGCUUCAACGAAAACAGAGCCGGAGGAAAGAGAAAAGAGUCUGAUGGUGGCGAGACGGCGAUGGAUCGGUCGGGGUGGUCGUCGGCGUCGAGCUGGGCCGUGCGGCGAACUCUUCCCGCCGAUGUGCAGAACUACUACUCGCGCAGGGACCGAGGCGGCGGAAACAAUACCUGGAACAGACAAGAGGAGGAUCAAGGUGCACCAGGUGUCCCAAAACAAGCAGAUCCCCCACAGAAUGAGCCAAAUGCACCCCUGCCAACCGAGGCUGUUCCAGCUCUACCCCCCACCCUGAUGCCCCAUCAGCUCGGUGUGAUGGGGGUCCUGCGUUACCCCAUGGGUCCUCUUCUGCCGAGACCUCCAGCUGUGGGUCUACAGCCUCCUCAGUUCAGUUUACCCCCUCCGGGUCCAGUACAGCUGCACCCCGCCGGCCCGCUCCUUCAGGUCCCAUCCAUAGCCGUGCAGGGACUGCCUCCGCCCCCUCCACCUCCUCCGCCAGUGCAGACCGGCUUCACCAUAGUACCGCCUGAAAGCCACCCAUCUCAGCAGGUGAUGCCCAGUUUUUCUAUACAAGGCAAAGCUUCUUUCAAGCCCAUGCCAACCAAAGUAGUUGCAGGGCCACUUCAUCCUAUCGGGACGGUCAGCGCGUCCCAGCCGUCCUCCACCACCCAACCAACUCACAGCAAGGCCCACGCCGACAGCUCAAAGAAAGAGAAGAAAUUGCAGAUCCAAGAGCGGGCCGUCAAUGAGGUGAAGGCAGCGAUUAAGCCAUAUUAUCAGAAGAACGAAAUCAACAAGGAGGAAUAUAAAGAGAUUGUACGCAAAGCUGUGGAAAAAGUGUGCCACAGCAAGAGCGGCGAGGUGAAUGCCGACAAAGUGGCCAACCUGGUGAAAGCAUACGUCGACAAAUACAAGCGCACCCGCAAAAACAAAUCCGAGUAGAGCCGAGGGUCUCUGUUCUGCUGAUGCACAAGUGCAAUUCCUCCACCGCGGCGUCACUGACUGGAGCCGUUCUUAACACAUUUGCAUACAAGAAUGAAGAUUUUUCUAGAGAUGACAUAUUUUGUUUAAUUUGGAUUUGAUAUAGUGCAAAUGCCCUUUAUUGGAUUGUGUCUUAUGGGUAUGUGUGUGUGUGUGUGUGUGUGUGGGGAGGGGGGGAAGGUUAUGGUCUAUAAUGGUGUCGCUAUUAUUGCAUUUUGCUUCUAAGUUUAAAGAAGCAAAAAAAAAAAAAAAAAUUAAGGCUAAUGAUUCAAGUGGUACGACUGGACCUGUCCUGUCUCUCUCUCUCUCUUUCUCUCUCUCUCUCGCUCUCAUUAGUCAUCCUUUAGACCUAAACUCCUUUUCUUUUAGAAGCAUAGAAACAAUCUUGAGUACAUGUGCAUUAGCUUUAUUAUUCCCAGCUGAAUGUGUGCGUGCCUGAGUGUGUGUGUGUGUGUGUGAUUCAGUCGUAAUCUUACGUGGAAAGAACACGGGUAGUUUGUUGGUGAGCUGAGAUGAUUCUGUUGUCAUAUCCAGGUUUAAGUCCUGUACUUCUGUUUAUGCAGUUCAAUCACUGUGUCUGUUUACCCUCCCAGAAGCAAUGAAAUAAACCAGCUCUGAAUCCCG
Rhinichthys klamathensis goyatoka is the source of this 4764-nucleotide messenger RNA. RefSeq names its product SR-related CTD-associated factor 11 (gene scaf11). Gene Ontology annotation, biological process: spliceosomal complex assembly. NCBI's taxonomy places the organism in Eukaryota, Metazoa, Chordata, Actinopteri, Cypriniformes, Leuciscidae. Gene Ontology annotation, molecular function: RNA binding. The transcript has 15 exons. Bases 232 to 4101 code for a protein of 1289 amino acids. The record is from RefSeq and is a predicted model, not a curated record.